AUGGUAUUUGCGUCCCGUAAAGGUGCUAUGGAUGCUUGGCGAGUAGCACAAACAGAAAUCAGUCACAGUUUUCUCACUUUGGUUGAAUGGUUCUCGAAGAUUAUAGGUGAAUCUCAGGCAGUUCUCUAUGCAGCCUUCAUGAUUCUGGAACUGCAGCUUGUCGAUGGUGAAAAAUUUGAAAAACUCAAGCAGUUUAUGAUUGAUGGCAGAAUUCAUCCUAUCAAGACAACAACAUUGCAUAAAGAUGGCCAUCGCUCAUUCAAGACUCAUUAUGUGUCCCCUGCUGGAGAUGUGUCUGAAGCUCAUGAGGUUGAUUUUGUACGCAUAGGGCUGCCGAGGCAUUGGGCUUCCGGGAUCAAUCCUGUUACUUUUGACGAAGAUGAGGAAUUGAAUUACGCAAGCGAAAGCACAACUACUGAUGAAUAUAGCUCUGAAAGUGACGAUUCAUCUGCUCAAGAGAGCGAUAGCAACGAAGAAGCAGAUCAGGACGAAACAAAUGGAUCCUGCAUGGGUUAGGU
Strongylus vulgaris is the source of this 518-nucleotide messenger RNA. The record is from the annotation of a GenBank genome assembly. Lineage: Eukaryota; Metazoa; Nematoda; Chromadorea; Rhabditida; Strongylidae.